AGAGGGAAGCAGGAGGUUGCAAAAGAUAAAGGUGCUACAAAUUCCCCAUUAAUAAAAAUCUCUUGCUGGGGGGGGCGGAGUCUGACCCCAAGCCGUGCAGACGCAUCUCACACAAGCUCCGGCCCGACUGGUGGAAACCGGACCAAAAGCAGCGGCUAUCAAGCUCGAAAUCGCUGGCCGGUGUGGGAUAUCCCGGUCCCCUCUGGCCACACAGACCAGCAAAGAAAGAGAGCAACACAGUCACAAGACAAGGCGGGGCAGCAGAUCCACAUGGUACAACCAAAAUGGCUGCCCAGCCUAGUUCUACAAAGCGAAGCACCCGCUCUAAAGCACACAUGUCCCCUAUGGCAGUGUUUGACCAGCAAUGUGAAGGCCUCAGGAAAGCCCUGCUAA
Messenger RNA from Pelobates cultripes (western spadefoot toad), 393 nucleotides. NCBI's taxonomy places the organism in Eukaryota, Metazoa, Chordata, Amphibia, Anura, Pelobatidae. The record is from the annotation of a GenBank genome assembly.